AUGGCCCCCUUAUUACCAAAGCUGAUUUCUGAUAACCAAGCAGGCUUUGUCAAAGGUAGACUCAUCACUGAAAAUGUCCUUCUUGCACAAGAGAUCAUACAUGGCAUGAAGGAGAGCAAUGAUGGAGGUAAUUUGGUCAUCAAGUUGGACAUGUCUAAAGCUUAUGACAGAUUAUCCUGGGAAUUUUUGUAUAAUGGAGAUCCUUUGUCACCAACUCUUUUCAUCAUUGCUGCUGAAGUGCUGUCUACAGGAUUAAACCUGCUUAAUCAGAAUCCCAACUUCAAUGGCUUCUCUAUGAGCAAGAGUGGACCUCAGAUUAAUCACCUUUGCUAUGCUAAUGAACUGAUUCUAUUUAGCUUUGGAGAAAGGAAAUCAGUCAACCUAUUGAUGAAAGUUCUGAGGGAAUACCAAGAAGCCUCAGGUCAAGAGAUCAACAAAGAUAAGACUAACUUCUAUACCUAUGGCAUCCAGAGUAGAAGAAACAUCAGAAGGCUACACAAAUGGACAGGUUACAAACAUGCUAAGCUUCCAUUCACAUAUCUGGGAUGUCUUAUAGAUACAGGAAGGAAAACAUGCAAUCUCUUCUCAGAUCUAGCUACAAAGGUACUCAACAAAGCAGGAGGGUGGCAAGGUAACAUGCUUUUAGUUGGAGGGAAAACAGUUAUACUUGAACAUAUGCUGCAAUCCCAAACACUGUAUUUAAUGGCUGUCUUAGUCCCACUAAUGACUAUCAUGAAGCAAAUAGAAAUGUACUUUUCCAACUUUUUCUGGGGAAAGAAAGAUGAUAAGAACAAGUAUCACUGGAGCUCUUCGGAGAAGAUGUCCUACCCUUAUGAGGAGGGUGGUGUUGGAUUCAAAAGGCUCAGUGACAUAUGCAAAGCUUUUGCCACCAAGAAAUGGUGGAGAUUUAGAAAUAAUGAUAAUUUAUGGGCCAGAUUCUUAAAGGCUAAGUAUUGUCCUAGAUCAAAUCCUAUUUCCAAAAAGAAAAACUCCAAAGUCUCUAAUGCUUGGAAAACAAUGCUGAAUACAAGAGCAGAAGCUGAAAAGUAUAUAAUUUGGAGAAUUGCUGAAGGAAAGGUCUUGUUCUGGUGGGAUACAUGGACUGCAUUUAGUCCUCUAAACCAGCUGGUCAAUCAAAAUCUGAAGCUGGGCAACAACAAGGUAAAUGAGUACAUGGUGGAUGGAGCUUGGGACCAAACAAAACUCGCUGAAGUUCUGCUUUAA
Molecule: messenger RNA, 1224 nt
Organism: Lycium barbarum (goji berry)
Lineage: Eukaryota; Viridiplantae; Streptophyta; Magnoliopsida; Solanales; Solanaceae
Exons: 2
Coding region: 1-1224 (407 amino acids)
Source: RefSeq, a predicted model, not a curated record